Molecule: messenger RNA, 1758 nt
Organism: Fusarium venenatum
Lineage: Eukaryota; Fungi; Ascomycota; Sordariomycetes; Hypocreales; Nectriaceae
Product: Cupredoxin
Molecular function (GO): copper ion binding; oxidoreductase activity
Source: RefSeq, a predicted model, not a curated record
AUGGGGAAUACCAAUAGCAACCAGUUUAAUUUAGGGGCUCUGGGCCAACUGUCCCAACUUCAGACCAAUGGAGAAUCUACAUAUGGGACGCUGGAUGCACCAGACUUGCCAACUUUCCUCACUGACAACCCUACUCCCAAUGGCUACCCAUGGAGUACUAUGAACACUCGCACAAACUAUUAUCAGGAUCAUCCCAAUACUGGUGUCAUCAGAAAAUACGACUUUACCGUCAAUCGGGCCAAGAUAGCCCCUGAUGGAUAUGAGUUGUCUACAAUUCUUGUCAAUGGACAGUUCCCUGCCCCCCUUAUUGAAGCCAACUGGGGUGACACGAUUCAGGUCACUGUUUACAAUGAACUGGAGGACGAAGGCCUGUCUCUGCACUGGCAUGGAAUUCUCCAGAAAGGCAUGCCCUGGGAAGAUGGCGUUCCUGGUGUUACCCAAUGUCCCAUAGCGCCGGGACACUCAUAUACAUACUCCUUUAUCGCGGACCUCUACGGCACCAGUUGGUAUCACUCGCACUACUCUGCUCAGUACUCAGCGGGAUUGUUCGGACCCAUGGUUAUAUAUGGCCCUCAGGAAAGAAAAGACUACGAUAUUGAUAUCGGGCCUAUCCUGCUGAGCGACUGGUACCACAAAGAGUAUUUUGACCUUGUGGAAGACAUCAUGAAACCUGGCGCUCCCGGCAUUGUCUUUUCUGAUAGCAAUCUCAUCAACGGAAAGAUGAACUUCAACUGCUCCAAAGUCCAACCUGGUGACAAGACACCUUGCAAAAAUAAUGCUGGUAUCUCAAAGUUUCGCUUCAGACGUGGCAAAGUGCAUCGCCUACGCCUUAUCAACCCUAGCGCCGAAGCUAUACAGCGCUUCUCCAUCGACGGCCAUACAAUGACAGUUAUUGCAAAUGACUUUAUUCCAGUCGAACCCUACAAUACAAAAGUCGUUACUCUUGGCAUUGGCCAACGUACAGAUGUAUUAGUCAAGGGCAACGGAAAAUUGGAAUCGUAUUGGAUGCGCAGUAACAUCUCUGCUAACUGCAGUCUGUCCUUUGGUCCGGACGCUCUUGCAGCUAUCUACUACGACAACGCAAAUCACAAAAAGGAGCCCAAGUCAAAGCCAUGGAAUAUACCUGAUCCUGCGACCUGCGCCAAUGAUGAUCUAAGUAUGACAAGACCUUUGAUGAAGCUACCUCUACCUCCAGCCGACAAGACCCUUGAGCUUGAUAUAGAUUCAUUCAAGAACGCAAGCAACAUCACACUCUGGUCGCUGGGUGGUGUGGCGGCAAGGACAAACUACAACAGUCCAACCCUGCUCCUGAGUAAACUUGGGAAUCACACUUUUGACAAGGAGUGGAAUGUGAUCAAUACUGGCAAGGCAAAGAGCGUCCGGGUUGUGGUCAACAACAAGACGCCUGUCGCGCAUCCCAUGCAUAUUCACGGAUUCAACAUGUACGUCCUACACGAAGGACCAGGCGAGUGGGAUGGCACAAUCAUCAACAAACACAAUCCUCAACGGCGUGACGUCGUUCAGAUCCGGGGUAAAGGGCACCUCGUCAUCCAAUUCGACGCCGGGGGUAAUCCAGGUGUCUGGCCGUUCCACUGUCAUAUCGCGUGGCAUGUCUCGGCAGGAUUACUCACACAGUUUCUUACCGAACCGGACAAGGUUGAAAAGCUACGUAUACCAAACGUUGUGGCGGAAACGUGCCGGCAAUGGGGACACUGGACUUUGUCCAAUAUUCCGGUACAGAUUGACAGCGGACUGUGA